AAAAUAAAAGAAAAGAAAAUUUCAGAAAAAUGUUUUCGCUCCAAGUCACGCGAAAUACGAAACCCAAAGGAAAGUCUGUUCUUCCUGACUGCGUAUAUCGCAAUUGAAACAAAAAUCCCAUUCAACAAAAACCGCACAAAAUUACUUCAAAUUUGCUUUCGAUUUCUAUACCUGUUCAAGAAGAAAUGCAUUCUUAGAUUUUUAUUUCCUUUUUGCCUCUGCCUAACUCAAUCCGAUUCUCGGGGUCAAUGGACGCAUCUAAUGCCCGAGUUCAUUCAUUUGGCCAGACUGAGAUUAAUUGGGACAAGCUCGAUAAGACUAAGUUUUAUGUUGUUGGGGCUGGUAUCUUUACUGGGAUUACAGUGGCAUUGUAUCCUGUGUCUGUUGUAAAAACCAGGCUUCAGGUGGCUACAAAGGAUACUGUUGAAAGAAAUGUAUUUUCUGUUGUCAGAGGUAUACUGAAAACAGAUGGUAUUCCUGGUCUCUACAGAGGGUUUGGUACAGUCAUUACUGGUGCAAUUCCUGCUAGGAUUAUUUUUCUUACUGCUUUGGAGACCACAAAAGUGGCAGCUUUCAAGAUGGUUGAACCAUUUAAGCUAUCUGAACCUGUGCAAGCAGCUGCAGCAAAUGGUAUUGCUGGAAUGACAGCAUCACUCUUUUCUCAAGCAGUGUUUGUGCCAAUUGAUGUGGUUAGCCAAAAGUUGAUGGUACAAGGAUAUUCUGGCCAUACAAAAUACAAUGGAGGUCUAGAUGUUGCUCGGAAAAUUCUAAAGUCUGAUGGUAUAAGAGGACUGUACAGGGGGUUUGGUCUAUCUGUUAUGACUUAUUCUCCAUCUAGUGCUGUAUGGUGGGCAAGUUAUGGUUCAAGUCAACGUGUCAUCUGGAGCAUGUUGGGCCAUGGUACUGACCUUAAGGGAGCCGCUCCUAGCCAGUUGACAAUAAUGUUAGUUCAGGGUACUGGAGGAAUUGUUGCAGGAGCAACAGCAUCUUGUAUUACAACCCCAUUGGAUACUAUCAAGACUCGCUUACAGGUGAUGGGACAAGAAAGAAAAAGCUCUGCAAGACAAGUUGUUAAGAACUUGAUUAAGGAUGAUGGAUGGGGAGGUUUAUAUAGAGGGUUGGGUCCAAGAUUUUUCAGCAUGUCAGCAUGGGGAACCUCAAUGAUAUUAGCCUAUGAAUAUUUGAAGCGAUUGUGUGCAAAAGAUGCAUAGAUGUGAUCCUGCUACACACUUCUGGCCCAGAACCGUUGCUUCUUGCCAUGUGACUGGCAAAGAUUCAGGAUUGAAAUUGACUAUAUUAAGCUUAUUCUAGAAGAUGGCUGUAUUAGAUGGAUAGUCGCAAGAAUUUCUUGUACUCUAAUCCUUGAAAUAGAAUUGUAGAAAUUGCAGUUUUGACAUUAACUGAGGAUUCAACCUCAAGGUGAUAAAUCUGGAAUAUUGGAUUUUGAAUAGGCCUCUUGGAGAUGGCCAAAAUUCUUUCAAGCAUAGAUUUUAUUCUUUCCCUUUGUUGGGAUCUCUUUAGGUUAAAUUUGAAUAAAUUAGAGGCUGUCACUGUUGUUUUUAUUUUCAUUUAGCUUAGCAAUUUUAUCCUUAUUACAAAGUAUGUCAGAUAUGAUAUUUUGCACUUA
Molecule: messenger RNA, 1627 nt
Organism: Hevea brasiliensis (rubber tree)
Lineage: Eukaryota; Viridiplantae; Streptophyta; Magnoliopsida; Malpighiales; Euphorbiaceae
Exons: 6
Coding region: 249-1211 (320 amino acids)
Biological process (GO): transmembrane transport
Source: RefSeq, a predicted model, not a curated record